Molecule: messenger RNA, 921 nt
Organism: Microstroma glucosiphilum
Lineage: Eukaryota; Fungi; Basidiomycota; Exobasidiomycetes; Microstromatales; Microstromataceae
Product: glycoside hydrolase family 16 protein
Exons: 1
Biological process (GO): glucan catabolic process
Molecular function (GO): hydrolase activity, hydrolyzing O-glycosyl compounds
Source: RefSeq, a predicted model, not a curated record
UGGACUCUCGUUGAUGACUAUUCCGGUGACACCUUCUUCGACAAUUGGUACUUCUACGACUAUGCUGAUCCCACCCAUGGAAACGUCGACUAUUUGGGUGAAUCUGACGCGUAUGCUGCUGGUUUGGCUUAUAUCAAUGACAAAGGUCAAGCUAUCACUGCCGUUGAUUCUACCAACAACUACUCCUACGGUGUCAAUCGUCCUUCGGUACGAUUGCAGAGUAAGAACUCCUAUGCUACUGGAUUGGUUCUCUGGGAUAUUGAACACAUGCCGGUAGGAUGUGCAGUCUGGCCUGCUCUCUGGUCCAAUGGUCCUGGUACCUGGCCAUACGGUGGUGAGAUUGACUUGCUAGAGGGUGUAGGUGAUCAACCCUGGAACAGUGUCACAUUGCAUACCGCCAAUGGGUGCAAUGCUACUGCAAGCAGCUCUACGAACCUCUACUCUGGUACGCUCAACAGAGAAAACUGCUAUGCCUAUGCUAACCCCACGGGUGGUUGCGCUAUCACCAAGGGUACUACCAAGAGUCCCGCCUAUGGUUCGGGAGUAAACGCCCUCGGUGGUGGAAUCUACGCAGUUCAAUUUGACACUACAGGUAUUACAGCCUGGUACAUUCCUCGUGCUUCCAUCACUACCGAUAUCACCAAUGGUGCUCCCACUCCUUCCAAGUGGAUUGAACCAAUGGCAAAGUACUCUCCGGAUUCUUGCGACUUUGAGACCUACUUUGGUGCACAGACACUCAUUGUUACAAUGACCUUGUGUGGUGAUUGGGCUGGAUCUACCAACGUCUAUGGAUCCAACUGGGCAGGGAAUGGUGAAAGGUACUGUCCAGGAAAUUGCACAGCGAGGGUCAUGACUGGUAGCAACUUUGAGGAUGCAUACUUUACAUUUAACUCGGUAAAGGUUUACCAGCAAUUGAGCUAG